AUGCAGGACUUUCUGCGGAUCCUCCACGAGAUAGAAAUGCUGCGCGAGACCAGAGAUCCGUAUGAGACGAGCCCGACUGAUGGGUCGCGACCCCUGGGCGUCCGCCGGGUCUUCACCAACAGCCGGGAGCGCCGGCGGCAGCAGAACGUCAACGGGGCGUUCGCGGAGCUGCGGCGCCUGAUUCCCACUCACCCCCCUGACCGGAAGCUGAGCAAGAACGACAUCCUGCGCCACGCGUUGCGCUACAUCCACUUCCUGGACCGGCUGCUGGUGGACCAGGAGGACGGCGGCCUGCAGGGGGCGCCCUCGCCCCGCUGGGCCCAGGGCUCAGAGGACGGAGACUCUGACGGCGCGUUGGAGCCGCAGCGCUACCUGCACCGCUACCAGGUGCAGCUGAGCAGCCAAUCAGAACCCACGGACGGCCGGACCUUUCCCAGACCGGAAGCUGAACUGGAAACCAGUUCUGGUGUUUGUUUUUUAUGUUAAAGACUUCUGGCUCGGUGUGAAUAUUAAUGUGAAAAGCUGCGUUCCAUUUGAAAUGUCGAUAUCCCUCUAAUGUAGGAAAAAUAACAUUUCAACAUUAGCAACAUUUCGCUAACGUCGAAAUAACAAAAUUUUACAAUUCCAGUGGAAAUAAGGAACACAAUUAAAAUCACAUGUGAAUACAUUAGUUCACGCAGGAAGCUGCACCAUCGUCCACUUCCUGCCGGCUUUGUCGUUUCCUCCAGUAGUAACUUCCUGUUGUUGGUCAUGUGACUCGUCUGAUGCGGAAAAAAAGUGUUUCUGUCGUUGUUUUGUGAAAUGAAACAAU
This is a messenger RNA of Poecilia reticulata (guppy), 811 nucleotides long. RefSeq names its product T-cell acute lymphocytic leukemia protein 1. The record is from RefSeq and is a predicted model, not a curated record. Lineage: Eukaryota; Metazoa; Chordata; Actinopteri; Cyprinodontiformes; Poeciliidae. Gene Ontology annotation, molecular function: protein dimerization activity; DNA-binding transcription factor activity, RNA polymerase II-specific; RNA polymerase II cis-regulatory region sequence-specific DNA binding. Gene Ontology annotation, biological process: regulation of transcription by RNA polymerase II.